Cucumis sativus (cucumber) is the source of this 6007-nucleotide messenger RNA. Its product is annotated as putative pentatricopeptide repeat-containing protein At3g16890, mitochondrial. The record is from RefSeq and is a predicted model, not a curated record. Gene Ontology annotation, molecular function: protein binding. The transcript is spliced from 2 exons. The coding region runs from base 80 to 2173 and encodes 697 amino acids. Lineage: Eukaryota; Viridiplantae; Streptophyta; Magnoliopsida; Cucurbitales; Cucurbitaceae.
AAAAAAACCCAUAAACAAUAGUCGGUAGUUAGCACAACAAAGUGGGUAGCUAGCGUUAAGCUCAGUCUUGUGCAAGGCAAUGCGAGGGUUUCCUUCUUCGGCUUUCAGGGCAACGCCUGUUUUAAGAAAUCGACCACUACAAGCUUACACUCCGAUCAACAAACAUCGGAGGCAAUUACCAUCCAAUUCAAUUCAACGAACUUCAAAACAAAGCCCCUUUAACAACCUUGAAGCGCCUUCGAGAGGUAAUCCUUCCCCACUAACUACUCCGUUAAAGGCUCCCAGUUCGAUUCAGCUUUCCACUCCUCCGUCUCUUGCUGAUGAUAAACAUAGUUUGAGUCUUAAACCAAUUGAUCGUUCAUAUAUUUCCAAGAUUCUUUUAAGCAAAGACUGGUUUCUAUUGUUAAAUCACGAGUUUAAGGCGAAGAGGGUCGUUUUGUCUCCUCAAUUUGUUGUUAGCAUUUUGCAAAAUCAAGACAACCCAUUAAGUGCUAUUAGGUUUUAUAUCUGGGUUUCGAAUGUCGACCCUUUACUUGUAAAGAAACAACUGAUUCAAGGGGUUCUUGUUCGCAACCUUCAUCGAGAAGGCCCUGACCGUCCGGUGCUAUUAUCUGUUGAUCUUCUUCAGCAAAUUAAAGAGUCUGGUCUUAAAGUGACAGAGGAAUUACUCUGUAUAUUAUUUGGCAGUUGGGGUAGAUUGGGUUUGGCAAAUUACUGUGUAGAGGUAUUUGGGCAAAUUGGGUUGUUGGGUCUUAAUCCCACCACCAGACUGUACAAUGCUGUAAUGGAUGCAUUGAUCAAGUCCAAUUCGUUAGACCUGGCGUAUUUGAAAUUUCAACAAAUGUCAUCCCAUAACUGUGUCCCUGAUAGGUUCACUUAUAACAUUCUCAUCCAUGGCGUUUGUAGGCUUGGGGUGGUGGAUGAGGCACUUCGUUUGAUGAAACAAAUGGAGGGCUUGGGAUAUUUUCCGAAUGUUUUCACAUAUACAAUCUUGAUUGAUGGAUUUUUCAAUGCUAAAAGGGCUGGUGAAACAUUCAAAGUUUUGCAGACAAUGAAGGAGAGGAAUGUGGUUCCAAAUGAAGCUACUAUGAGAUCCUUGGUUCAUGGAGUUUUUCGUUGUAUUGCUCCAGAUAAGGCUUUUGAACUUUUGUUGGAAUUUGUUGAGAGGAAGCAGGGCAUAACUCAAUUGGUUUGUGACAAUAUUCUUUAUUGCCUUUCAAAUAAUUCUAUGGCCAGUGAGGCUGUCAUGUUUUUGAUUAAAACUGGCAAGGAGGGUUAUGUUCCGAGCAGUUCAACCUUCAAUAUCACCUUGGCGUGUGUAUUAAAGAAGCUAGACUUGAAGGUAACAUGCACUGUAUUUGAUAAUUGUGUGCAGAGUGGUGUCAAGCCAGGGUUCAGUACAUAUCUUACGCUUAUUGAAGCUUUGUAUAAGGCAGGGAAAAUGGAGAUUGGAAACCGAUAUAUGGAUCGGUUAAUAAAUGAUGGUCUUAUUUCCAACAUAUAUUCAUAUAACAUGGUCAUUGAUUGCCUUUGCAAAGGCAAAUCAAUGGACAGAGCAUCAGAAAUGUUUAGGGAUCUGCAUAAUAGAGGCAUUUCUCCAAAUAUUGUUACUUAUAAUACACUUAUCGGUGGGUUUUGCAGAAAUGGGAAUAUGGACAAAGCUCAGGAACUUCUUGAAAUGCUAUUAGAAUCUCGUUUUAGACCAGAUAUCUUCACAUUUAAUUCACUAAUUGAUGGACUCUGUCAAGCACAUAAGCAUGAGAAUGCGUUUGGUUGUUUCACUGAAAUGGUUGAGUGGGAUGUCCCUCCAAAUGUUAUCACAUAUAAUAUAUUGAUAUGUUCCUUCUGUGCGAUUGGAGAUGUUUCUAGAUCUACUCAUCUCUUGAGACAAAUGAAACUGCAUGGUAUACAACCUGAUACUUUCUCCUUCAAUGCUCUUAUCCAAGGGUACACUGGAAAGAAUAGGUUUCAGAAGGCUGAGAAACUCUUUGAUUCUAUGUUAAGGUUGGGUAUACAGCCUGACAAUUAUACAUAUGGUGCUCUUAUUAAAUCAUUGUGCAAAUCAGGUAGGCAUGAUAAAGCAAGGGAGAUCUUUCUCUCAAUGAAGGAGAAUGGUUGUACUCCUGACUCUUAUACUUGCAGUCUUUUUAGUGACACUCUUGCCCAUAGUUAGACCUUUAUGAGGAUGCUAAGGAUAUUGUGAAGAUUGAAGAAAAUAUGAUGACAAGAACAUUUUAUAAACAAUUUGGAAACUGGGAUUGGUUUCUUUUUGGUACCAAUCUCAUGAUGUUUCCAAUUUUCAAGCACUUUCAAAACGAGCGUUCCUUGUUUCAGAGAGAGGAAGGCAAGUGAUUAACAUUUCAUUUGGUCAACAGAUGUUGCCUAACUAAUCAAUGUGCAUGAGCAAGUUUGAAUAUCCAGUUAUUAAAAAACAUCACGAUAUUCUCCGAAGUCUUGAUGCUUAGCUGUCAGGACAGGAGCAGUGUCUGAUAAAACCUAAGCUGUUACCGUUAUUUUAGUUUGCAACUUACCAUCUGCUGGCAUUAUAAGAGGCUUCAGAAUUUGGCAGCUUAUUUAUACCGUAGCUUGGAGCUUCUUCUACUGUGGGAAAAACAGAAAGUUCCUGUAAUGGUACAACUGUCUUUCAUGUGACCUUAAUACAAUUUAUCAAAAUUUCAGUAAGGGGAAAAUACUUUAUUGGUUUUGUGAAAAGGGGAUCGGAUAGUAUCUUACUAUGUUUUUACUUUGGAAGAAGAGUCCAAGUUUGAAGGACUUUGGCUCUGAUUUCCUCCUAACUGUUAGCCUUGGCUUGAUUUGAGGACUGGACGCUCCAUUUGCAGAUCAUGGAUCAGGUCUUUUAAUUAUUAUGUGAGACAUUUGGGACAUUCUUACUGCUUCUCUAUUGCCAAUAGAAAUGAAAACAGAAUUACAAGAAAUCUUGAUCAUUAUUUUCUUGCGCUAUUCCAUUUUACCCUUUUCUGUUUAUCAUGUCAGAAUGAUGAAUGCCAUAAAAGCGACUUGACUUGGGUGAUUCUAUUCUGUUGGUUUCACAUCUAAGCUCUUAUGUUGGAGAUAGAAUAGUGUUAAAGCUGGCUUAUAUCUGCCUUUACUUUUCUAUUUGCAGAUAGGCUAGGUGGAUGUCGUAUGUCAGGUUGACUCUGUAGAAAUAUUCUUCAAGAACUUGAUCUUGUCAAGAUGCUGUCCUUGUGAUAGAGGUAAUGCCAGUUGCAUCACAUUACAUGCAUUAUACCACCAUCACCCCCCCCCCCCCCCCCCCCCCCCAUCCCCAAAAGAAAACCCCCACAUAAUGCAGAUAAAUCUGGAGCCAACUUAUUAGCGUUUUAUUUCUUCUUUUUCCUUCAAAUUUUAUAUUUAUGAACUUAAAGGCUUUGUGGUAGCGAGUCAGUACCUGUGACUAUGUCUACCGUUAGAGUUAGUGGGCUUGGCUCAUAGGGAGAUUUGCCCUAAAUUUCUUUCCUUUUUAUCUCACUGUAUUAUUCUAUUUAUUCCCCCUCUUGUACCUUUUGUAAUUAUCAGAAAAUAGAAAGAAAAGUAAAAUUGUGGCUUUUCUCUUAAUACUCCAGUUUACACGUAGUACUUGGUGUUUUCGUUGGUUUAUGACUUUCAAUAUCUAUGGAUCUAGAAUAAUUUUGAGAGGGUAAAUAAUAUAUUGCUACUUCUUAAACUGUGUAACUUUGGUCUUUUUAUAUUGAAUAGAGACUCUAUAGCGUAUUACAUAUAUGGAAAGAGUAAGACACCUAAUACUUACUCAAAAUCAAAAGAAAUUCUAACACUUCCUCAAGCUGGUUUAAAGUUGUCAUCCACAGCCACUUUGUCAACAGUACAUCCUCCUUGCCCUAAAAUUUUUCUGGACAUAGUGGCCUCUGCCAGCCACGUCGUUCAUUUCAUUGAAGAGUUUCCCAGCCUCGCUGUUCGUUGAAUAGAUUUAGUGGCCGUUUCCUGCAGUGUUGAAGUGCCUCACCCUAGAUAUUAGGCAAUAAUCUUAGAAAUUUUUGGUGGCCUCCCCCACCCACUGAAAGUUAGUGUGAACCAUUUAUAUGUAUCUUUAAACUGUUUGGGUUUCACUGGAGAACCAUUCAUAGUCAUCUUUGUUGGGAAAACCCUCCCUCUAAUACAAGAGGACUAAACAGAGAAAUUGAAAGAAAGGAACAAAAACUUGGAGCCUAAGAAUUUAUGUGAAAAAUCUCCAAAAUUGAGGAAAAACCGCACAUCAGAAAAAGUUCUACUAUGUGAAAAAUUAUUACCAUCACAGAUAAAUCUCUCCAACCUCAAUUAAUAAGAGUACUCUCAAAGCAUUAUAUCACUCAAACAAUUGAGCCGAUAUACCAAAGUGCCUCAAAUUGAGUGAUUUGAAACGAAAAGCAUAAAAUUUUCAUUUAGAAUAAUAGUUAGUCACCAUUCCAUUAGGAUGUAAUUAAAUGGGAAAUCAUUUAGAAUCAUUUUGUAAUCUUUUGGUGAUCAAAUAGACAUAAAGUCUAGACCCUAGGAACGAAAAGUGUAUUGAAUAGCUGUUAGAGAGGUUAUCUCUCUCGCUCUAAAACCACAUGCCUUGUGGUAUUCGAUCACAAUGAAUAGAUAUGAGGUUAACCCCAUUGGUUUAGAUUUGAAUGAGGGGUUUAAUAACUAGGAACCUGCGGAAUUCAAAUCGCUAGCAGAUCCUGUUCCCUUUGUUUUUCUAUUGAGAUAGUAGCGUAAUCCAUCUCAAAGUGUUUUACUUUAUUUUUUUUAAAAAAAAAUUCUAUUUUUUCUUAUUCCAUCUGUAAAGUACAGAAAACCGAAGUUCACAAAAAAAGUUAGGUUCCUUUCAUGGUUAGUUGCCCUUAAUAGGAAUAAUACCUUUGACAUCAAUUAGGGGUCCUCGGCUCAUGUACUUCACUUGCAACGGUGUGUUAUUUAUAAGAAUGGUGUGGGAGGAUUUUAAUCAUUUAUUAUAUAGGGAUGCUCCUCUCCUAUUAAGGUGUUCGAUGUUGCGACACGAUGGACCAAACUUUUCCAUUCUCCAUUGACAAGUGGUCUUUUUGCACUUUUGUGAAGUAUUUGGUUGGAAAGAAACCAAAGGCCCUUUUCAGAUGUUGAGGAUUUUUUGCUUGGAUUAAUGGCUCAAUCUAGUUUCUUUCUUCACAACUUGUGUUGCACUUUUUCUACCAAUAGCUGGCCUCCUUUUUGAACUUUUGUAUUUCAUUUAAUUUUUGCCCCCCUCCCCGUUGGCCACCGCUCUUUUUAUGAGAUUGCAACUGCAAACCCGUCGUGUAUCGUCAAAUUUGUGAGGCUCGGAGCGUCAUCUACGUAGUAACUUAUCAACUUGUUGUAGUUGAUGACGAAGCAAAGUAUCAGUGUAUUGAUGGCUAGCUACUGAUAUUCCUUUUGUUUCAAGAGAAUAUUUGUCUAUUUACUAAAUCUGGACCACUGCAUUGAUCCAUUUGGUUCUACCAUUCUGCAAGUGGGUUUUAUAUUUAUUGUAUUUUCUCAGAAAAUUGAAUUUUUUGCCAUUCUUUAGGUUGGAGAGUCCAUGAGAAACUUCAUGGGUUACUCUUUUUAAAGUGCAUUUUGCAGGGUAUAGUUAUCUGUCGAGAUGAAGAUGGAUAAGUUGGGUCUCGAGCGAGCGGUUGCUUUGUCUCACUUGAAUCAUAAUGUCUCCACAAGACUGAAAAGUUUUGGCAUGAGUCGAUCAGAUUGCUUGUCAGCCAAGUUUACUUCAAUAUCAUGAGUUUUACAUAGUCAUUAAGAGACGAAAAGAAGGCUGCAAUACAAUGUAGAAUAUUUUAUUGACUACGAAUCUUCUUAUGGUUGAGAUCUUAAAGCUUAUGAAUUUAAAAUCUUUACAAGGUCCUAGAUACAAGUCUAAUCUAGUAAGGAUGUGUUUAGAUUGACUAAAAAAAAGUGUUUAUUCAAAUUCUCACUUGUAUGAAUUUGUGUUGUUUUACAUAUAACAUUGUUCCACUCUUUCUUCGGAGAUUAAUUUUCUUCCCAACUAGUGAUUGAAAAA